AUGCGCGAAAGGAUACCAACCAAAGCGGACAAGUCGCUUCGGAACGACCACAAGAAAGGGAAACUGGGAAGCACUUGCUCUAAGCUCCAGAGUAAAAAGAGUGGAAACCACCAUAAGUACAGCUCCAGUUACAAUCGUGGAGAUACGAACUGCUUCAACCGUGGAGGUGGACUAGGUCACUGUAGAGGCGAUGUUGACAAAGGUGAUGACGCGACCUUUUUCAUCCUCCACAAUUUAAAAGAAAACAUCCGAAAUGGUUCUACACUCGCACAUGGAAUUGAAAAAGGAAAGCGAAGUCCCAUAAGGGAGGAGACAGUCUUUCCUACCCAGUUCGGCUCCACAGACGAUGAGAACUUCCUCUUCGGUAAGGAGCGGGAAAGCAGGAAAAACAGACAUGAGGACAGUGCUCUUCCGACAGAUCGAAACGGCCACUGGUGCCACCAUACGAAUGGGUACCACAAACAACUCUACAUCAGCGAUAUGUACAGCUGCGACGGGAACUUUUUCGGCGCGGACGGAGAAGACGCAGAAGGGGUAAAGGCGCAACAGAUGGGUGAAUGGAGUGACCGUUCCAAGGGGGGGGGAAGCAGAGCGCAGGGGGCCACCUCAGCAAACUACACAAACGCGGAAGGAUGCGAAUGA
Molecule: messenger RNA, 642 nt
Organism: Plasmodium inui San Antonio 1
Lineage: Eukaryota; Apicomplexa; Aconoidasida; Haemosporida; Plasmodiidae
Exons: 3
Coding region: 1-642 (213 amino acids)
Source: RefSeq, a predicted model, not a curated record